AUGGCGAACAUGCCACCUGUUAUUCUCGGCUACUGGGACAUCCGAGGCCUCGCCCAGUCAAUCCGCUACUUGCUGGCCUACGCGAGGGUCCCAUAUGUGGACAAGAGGUACUCCUACGGCAGUGAAACAGAGCCUAACCGUGAUGAGUGGCUGGCGGUGAAGCACAAACUUGACUUUGACUUUCCAAACCUGCCGUACCUGAUUGAUGGCGACAUACGCAUGACGCAAAGUCAGGCUAUCCUGCGCUACUUGGGACGAAAACACAGCCUGGUCCCGGAAGACGAGGGAACAUUACGGCGCGUCGACAUGCUGCAGCACGAGGCCUUUGAUAUCCUGUGGGACACAGCGCGUCUCUCUUACGACCCCGACUACACAGAAGACAAAAGGCGACAAUUCUUGACCGAUGUGGCCGACAGGCUUCACCAUCUUCAAGUUUACUUGGCCAAGCACGGUCCAUACGGGGCUGGGAAUACCGUCACCUACGUGGACUUCAUGCUUUACGAGAGCUUUCAAGUGGUGAAGAUACUCGGCCCUACUACAUUCCGAAAAGGUUAUCCGGGUCUCGAAGAAUACUGUGACAGGAUUGCUGCCUUGCCAGGUCUUCAGGAAUAUCUUGCAUCGGACAAGUUCAAGUCUUGGCCAAUUUGGAGCCCAUUCGCCAAAGCGCUUUCGGCUCGCAGCAGCGUACCCGCAGAUGACUGCUGA
Molecule: messenger RNA, 705 nt
Organism: Rhipicephalus sanguineus (brown dog tick)
Lineage: Eukaryota; Metazoa; Arthropoda; Arachnida; Ixodida; Ixodidae
Product: glutathione S-transferase Mu 2-like
Exons: 4
Coding region: 1-705 (234 amino acids)
Biological process (GO): glutathione metabolic process
Molecular function (GO): glutathione transferase activity
Source: RefSeq, a predicted model, not a curated record